This is a messenger RNA of Vanrija pseudolonga, 486 nucleotides long. RefSeq lists its product as uncharacterized. The transcript is spliced from 2 exons. NCBI's taxonomy places the organism in Eukaryota, Fungi, Basidiomycota, Tremellomycetes, Trichosporonales, Trichosporonaceae. Bases 1 to 486 code for a protein of 161 amino acids. The record is from RefSeq and is a predicted model, not a curated record.
AUGUCUUCCAUCGUUCUCGACCACACGGCUCACAUUCUAGACACUGUCAUCGCCCACCGAAGCUGGGAUGCCUUCUUCGCCAUGCGCGCCACCUGCUCGACAGUCAGCGACAAGAUCAUCGCCAUCAUGUACCGGCACAUCGUGGUCGACGUCAACGAGAGCGACGACACUCACGUCCUCAUCCGCGACCCGUACCACCUCAAGCCCCUCAUCCACCUCUACCGCUACUCCACCCUCUACUCGUUCAGUUUCACCCUCGGGGACGCACUGGAGCGUCUGAAGAAGCACAUCCGCAUCGUCGACUACAACGGUGUCAAGCCCGCCGAUCAAACCUGGCCCCUUCUCGACGCCCUUGGAACUGUGACAGCCAGCGCCCCCAGCACGAGGGCGCCAUUCUCCGAGGGCCUCACCGACCAGUAUGUGCUCCCACCACACCACCAGAUGACGGUUGUGAUGGCUAUCCACAAUGAUCGAACGUUUCACUGA